Salvelinus fontinalis (brook trout) is the source of this 1483-nucleotide messenger RNA. RefSeq names its product zinc finger protein 239-like. The coding region runs from base 1 to 945 and encodes 314 amino acids. Lineage: Eukaryota; Metazoa; Chordata; Actinopteri; Salmoniformes; Salmonidae. Gene Ontology annotation, biological process: regulation of transcription by RNA polymerase II. The record is from RefSeq and is a predicted model, not a curated record. Gene Ontology annotation, molecular function: RNA polymerase II cis-regulatory region sequence-specific DNA binding; DNA-binding transcription factor activity. The transcript has 2 exons.
AUGGUAAGAGCAGGAGACCAUUUUGAGACAUGCUCUACAACCAGAGAGCAACAGCAGGAAGGUCAUAGAGCUAAGAGGUCUCACCACUGCCCACAUUGUGAGGAGAUUUUCCCAAUUCUAUCAAAGCUAAAAAUACACCUAAAAAUACACACUGGAGAGAAUCCGUAUUCCUGCUCUGACUGUGGGAAGACUUUCUCCCGAUUGGAUACCUUAAAAACACAUGAACAUAUACAUACAGGAAAGAAUCUGUAUUCCUGUACUGUCUGUGGGAAGACUUUCUCCCGAUUGGAUACCUUUAAAACACAUGAACGUAUACAUACAGGAGAGAAUCCAUAUUCCUGUACUGACUGUGGGAAGAGCUUCACAACAUCAGGAACUCUGACAAUUCAUCAGAGAGUGCACACUGGAGAGAAGCCUUACUCCUGCUCUGACUGUGGGAAGAGGUUCUCUCAACAGAUCCAUUUACAAAAACACCAACAUACUCAUACUGGAGAGAAGCCUUACUGCUGCUCUGACUGUGGGAAGAGUUUCUCUCAACAGAACCACUUAAAAUGUCACCAGCGAAUACAUACAGGCGAGAAGCCUUACUCCUGCCCUGACUGUGGGAAGAGUUUCAUCCGAUUGGAUAUAUUAAAAUGCCACCAGCGAAUACAUACAGGAGAGAAGCCUUAUUGCUGCUCUGAGUGUGGGAAGAGUUUCUCCCAACUGGGUAAUUUAAAAACACACCAACUUAUACAUAAAGGAGAAAAGCCUUACUCCUGCUCUGACUGUGGGAAGUGCUUCACAACAUCAACUGAUGUAAAAGUUCAUAAAAGAGCACACACAGGAGAGAAGCCUUACUACUGCUCUGACUGUGGGAAGAGUUUCUCCCGAUUGUAUACCUUAACAACACACCAACGUAUACAUAAAGGAGAGAAGCCUCAUCAGUUCUCUCAGACCAGCUAAAAUUAAAGUCAUUACAUCACUUAAUUCUCAAGAAAUCCUAGCACACUCUGUUGUAAUCCUAUUGUUUCUCACUGUGAGAACUGUACAGAGGAAAGGGAGCGUUAUAGAAUUUUAGCCUCUCUUUACUUUACUGAUCAGUGUGCAUCUUGUCAGUUUUGGUGUGUUUUGUUAGUUUCUACUGUAAAAAUAUUGAGAUUACCUUGGAUUUGCCCUUAGGAUGGAAUAACCUCUAUGAGGCUGGUUGACUGGGUGGUACUGCUUCCCUCUGCAGUUUUCUGUGGAAUUGAGUUAGUAGACAACAUGUAUCAGAUAGAGAUGGUGUGAUGAUCAGUUUUCACCAUUCGUUUGGGGGGAAUAUUUGAUUUAUUAAACAAAUAUUGGUUUAAUUAUAUACAGGUUAUGAAACAACUACAUUUGUUUAUUUAGUUGCAUUUUAAAACUAGAUUAGUUAUUUUUGUCAUUGAUGAUGAAUAUGUUUAGAUAACUGCAUUGAAGCAAACUUAACUGAUCUGCCGAUUUAAUAAAAAUAAUAAUUCUA